This is a messenger RNA of Cygnus olor (mute swan), 892 nucleotides long. RefSeq names its product electron transfer flavoprotein regulatory factor 1 (gene ETFRF1). Gene Ontology annotation, biological process: respiratory electron transport chain. Gene Ontology annotation, cellular component: mitochondrion. NCBI's taxonomy places the organism in Eukaryota, Metazoa, Chordata, Aves, Anseriformes, Anatidae. The record is from RefSeq and is a predicted model, not a curated record. Bases 379 to 825 code for a protein of 148 amino acids. The transcript has 3 exons.
CAACUAGUCCGUAAAGCAAGCUGAGACUGCCCACCAAGAAUGGAUGAUAAUUUCAGUAUUGGGGAUAAUUCGCUGCUGACACGACUCCAGCCCACCAUAACUAACACUCGGACUACAGCUGUAUAUUCCCGUUAGACAUUGGGCACGCACCACGCACGUAGCUUAGCCCAAAGCACUACUUUAGUCAAAAAACAAGGUUUUCAGCGGUUUCUGAGUCGACCACCUGGCGCUGCUGACACCCCCCUCGUUAACCCCCGCCGCGCCGCGACCACAACGGCCGGACCCCCUUCCCUCACGGGGACAUUCCGCGGCAGCUGAGGCUGCUCGGGGCCCCCCGCAGUCGGCGACAAGUGGCGACAUGGCGCGACAGGAGACGACAUGAGGAGCAGGCCGCCCGCCCUCACCAUGGCGCCGCCGCGUUGCCGGGACGACGGCCGCGCCCAGCGGAAGGGCGGUGCCGCGCGGUGCGGCCUUGCCGUAAAGCGGCGCGGCGUUACGGCAGAGCGCGCAGCCGGUAAAUUAACAAAAACAAUCGCGCAAGACUGCGGAGUUCAGCGAAAUGGGAGAAUGGCCAAUUCUUUACGAGGGGAAGUGCUGAAUCUUUACAAAAACCUGCUGUACCUCGGAAGGGAGUACCCCAAGGGAGCAGACUACUUUAGAAGCCGUUUGAAAGCAGCUUUUCUAAAAAAUAAAGAUGUGAAAGAUCCCGAAAAAAUUAAACAACUAAUUGCCCGAGGAGAAUUUGUGAUAAAAGAGUUGGAGGCUUUGUACUUUCUCAGAAAAUACAGAGCAAUGAAACAGCGCUACUAUGAUGACAAGGAGUAACCAGUAUUAAUGACUGUUUGUAAUGAUACAAAUCCAUAAAAGCAAUCAAUAAAAGAACUGUAACCUC